AUGAUGGUGGACGCGCGCCAGCAGACGAGGCGGUGGGACGACGACCAGAAACACCACAGCCAUGUCAACGACAAGAUACGUCUCUGUUACAUGACCUUCUACAUCUACCGCUCCGCAUUGUGGGAUUUGAAACGGUACUGGCACAUCCGAUACCUGUACGUGGAUAACCUGGACUUCGAGGUGGGCUACCUGAUGCACGAGACCAUACGGCGGUACCAGGUGGUGCUGGAGCUGUACCAGAUGGUGGAACGGAGAUACAUGCCAUUCCAAGAUCAACAUUACAUCCAAGCGCCGGUGAUGCUAUACAUCUACAUCAACAUCCUGGAGCAAUGCAAGGAAAUCGUUCAUCUGAUCAACAUGCUUCAUGAGAUAGAGUUGAAGUAUAGGGACAAGGAUCCUGGCGUCUUCGCCGAUUACAAUGAGAGUCGAGUUCAGUAUAAGAAAUUCAGCAAGGCGGUGAGCAACAAGAUAUUGAGCGAGCACACUGCCUGGCAGAAAUGGGUACAAGAGAAGAAUGAGAGGAAGAAGAAGCAGAAGAAACUCUGGGAGAAGCAUAGACGGAAUUCCACAGGGAUAAACUACAAGACCACGCCAAUGCGUUGGCAGUAA
Messenger RNA from Bicyclus anynana (squinting bush brown), 609 nucleotides. RefSeq lists its product as uncharacterized. The record is from RefSeq and is a predicted model, not a curated record. The transcript has 4 exons. NCBI's taxonomy places the organism in Eukaryota, Metazoa, Arthropoda, Insecta, Lepidoptera, Nymphalidae. The coding region runs from base 1 to 609 and encodes 202 amino acids.